Molecule: messenger RNA, 2502 nt
Organism: Gadus macrocephalus (Pacific cod)
Lineage: Eukaryota; Metazoa; Chordata; Actinopteri; Gadiformes; Gadidae
Gene: ddx51
Product: DEAD (Asp-Glu-Ala-Asp) box polypeptide 51
Exons: 16
Coding region: 240-2228 (662 amino acids)
Cellular component (GO): nucleus
Molecular function (GO): nucleic acid binding; ATP binding
Source: RefSeq, a predicted model, not a curated record
CUGCACGAACGACCUACGUCACCCAUACGCGCCAACUGCACACAAGCAACACAUGAGACAGUGGACAGGCUUGUUACCAACAGAUAUUUUUUAUAGAUCUCUACAUGGGGUCUGUUUAGAUCCUGUAGUUUAAUCCGGUUCUAUACAGGGAUCUGUUUAGAUCCUCGAGGUGGAAAUUCCCUGCUUCAGUCUCGACUGAGUAGGAAGAAGUUUGGCUCCUAGUUUCUAGAUAUACCAUCAUGUCUCUGUUCGUGGUUAACAGGUACCUGGGGGACGAGGAGGAGGAGAGCGACUCCAUCAGAGAGUCUCACGCCCAGCGCCUGCUGGCCCGGCUGCAGAGCAAGGCCAAGGAGAGAGAGCAGAGAGAGACCAGCCCGAAGAGAGCCAAGAAGAGGCCGGCAGCAGAGAGCGGAGAGAGUGGAGAGCCGAAGCAGAAGACGGACAAACCCAAGAAGAAGAAAGUCAAGCCGACAGUGACACCAGAGGUUCCUGAGCCCGUGAAGGAGGUGGAGCCCGCCGGGGACAAGAAGAAAGAUGGCAAGAAGAAGAAGAAGAAGAACGAUCGUUUGGUAGACGACGCUAAGCAGAUAACGAAAAAAGAUGAAGGAGGAGUCAAAGAGAAAGGAGGAGAGAUGCAGAAGGAGAACCAGGAGAACCAGGAGGCGGUGGUCCCGGAGGCGGUGGUCCCGACUGGUUUCACAGUUCUCGGGGGAUUCGAGAAUAAAGUGGCCCCAAAGGUGCACCGCGUGCUGCCCCAGUGGCUGGCCCAGCCCGACGUCAUCCUGCGGGACAUCAGGAGGAACCUGGUGGCUGUGGGCGCGGUCCAGGGCCUCUCCCCCGCCACGCUCAAGAAGCUCCAGGACAACGGCGUCACCAGCUUCUUCCCCGUCCAGGCGGAGGUGGUGCCCGCGGUGCUGGAGUGCGUGGCCCAGGGGCUGCUGGUGGGCCGGGGGGGGUACCGGCCCCGGGACAUCUGCGUGUCGGCCCCCACCGGCAGCGGGAAGACCCUGGCCUUCGUGGUCCCCCUGGUGCAGGCUCUGAUUGGUCGGGUGGUCUGUGAGGUCCGAGCGUUGGUCGUGCUGCCCACCAAGGAGCUCGCCCAGCAGGUGUGUAAGGUGUGUGCGCUGUACGCUGAGGGCUCCGGUCUGAAGGUGGUGAUGCUCUGUGGGCAGAAGUCGUUCGCUGCAGAGCAAACGUCUCUGGCAGAGCAGAGAGGCGGGAAGUGGAAGAGUCUGGCGGACAUCGUCGUGGCGACGCCGGGCCGUCUGGUGGACCACAUCAACAAGACCCCCGGGUUCCGCCUGGACCUGCUCCGCUUCCUGGUGAUCGACGAGGCCGACCGGAUGAUUGACAGCAUGCACCACUCCUGGCUGGGUCAGGUGACCAAGGCGGUGUUCAGAGCAGGAAGUGGAUCCGAAGGUUCCUCGGUCUUCAGGAGGAGUGAGCCCACACACAUCACCGCCGCCAGCCUGUCCCCGCCCCAGAUGCCGCUGCAGAAGCUGCUGUUCUCCGCCACGCUCACCAUGAACCCCGAGAAGCUGCAGCAGCUCGGCCUGCACCAGCCCCGCCUCUUUAGCUCCACCCACUCCGGCCCCGCCCCCAGCGCUGGCCCCGCCUCCGCCAAGUCGCAGGAGCGCUUCAACUUCCCCGAAGGGCUCACGGAGUACUUUGUUCCGUGCACGCUGAGCAAGAAGCCGCUCCUGAUCCUGCACUACAUCCUCCACAUGAAGUUCUGCCCGCUGCUCUGCUUCACCAACUCCAGGCAGGCGGCCCACAGGCUGUUCCUGCUGGUGCGUCUGUUCGGGGGGGUGGAGGCGGCGGAGUUCUCCUCUCGUCUCUCCACCGCUGAGAGGAAGCACACGCUCAGAGACUUCCAGCACGGCAAGAUCCAACUGCUGAUCUGCACGGACGCGGCGGCCCGAGGCAUCGACAUCGAGGGCAUCAAGUGUGUAGUGAACUACGAUGCUCCGCAGUACCUCAGGACCUACAUCCACAGGAUCGGGAGAACGGCCAGAGCAGGCAAAGCGGGCGUGGCCUUCACCUUCCUGCUGGACGUGCAGAGGAACAGCUUCCUGAAGAUGGUGGAGGAGGCAGGAAGCGUUGGCAUCAAGAAGCACUCGGUCAAACACCAGCUGCUGAAGAACAUGGCCCCCCGCUACGAGACCACCCUGAAGGAGCUGGCCAGCGCCAUCAAGGACGAGAAAGACCAGUUCCGGAUCAAAGUAUAAUGAAGAGGCUGACAUUAUGGGAUGUAGAGAGCAUAAUAUAACCUCCUCUGUGAUUGGCUGUAUCUUCGCGGACUGCGUCAUGUGAUGAAGAGGGCAGAUGAUUUUCUCCACGUGGAUUGACUAUUUUCUAUUUGAGUCGUUAUAUUUUGGCCAUUAAAAGGGUUAUGUAUUGUGAAAGAGCCUGUUUCUAUUUGUACUGUUUUGAAGCAGAAAACCAUUUCUGCUCUCUAUUCUUCAUGCUCAAAUACAUUUCAAUAAAAUGUUUCACAUUGUA